AUGCUGAGAUCUGCUGAGGUUGUUGAUACAUACCAGCUCUUCAAUCCUCAGGCAUACCUUCAGAACAACUAUAUGCCUCCUCGAGCCAACUUUGAGAAUGAGGACUGUGUCGUCCCGUGGAAACUCCGUUGUUUUGCAUCCUCAUUCUCAACAGGAGAAAUCCAUGGCCAGACACUCCUGGAUAUUGGCUCUGGCCCAACUCUGUACCAGGUCAUCAGCGCCUGUAACUUUUUCAGCAAGAUUGUAAUGUCUGAUUACUUGGAAGUGAACCGCGAGGAACUGAGGAAAUGGCUGCAAGGAGAUCCUGGAGCUUUUGACUGGAGCCCCUACAUCAAAUAUGUGUGUGGCCUUGAUGGAAAGAGGGAUCAGUGGGAAGACACUGAGAGGAGACUACGGGAAACAAUUCAAGACGUCUGUCAUUGCGACAUCAUGCAGGCAAACCCUUUGCACCCAAAGGUACUGGAUCCUGUGGAUGCCAUCAGCACCACCUUCUGUCUUGAGUCUGUGUGCCCAGAUAAGAAAUCACUGGAGAAGGCUUUAGCCAAUAUUAGCUCACUUCUGAAACCUGGUGGUUUCCUCCUGAUGAUUGGGGCACUCAAUGAAUCCUAUUACCUGGCUGGGGAGGUGAAACUCAGGGUCGUUCCUCUUGAUGAAGAUUUCGUGAAGGAGGCAGUUAGCAGGUCUGGCUACAGAAUCUGUACCUUCAAAACAUACAACAUGCCGCCUGAACUGAACACUGGGGUUGACGACGUGCAUGCUAUUUUCUACCUCCAAGCACAGAAGAUCUGAUCUGUGUCUUUGUAACUUCACUGCCAGAGAUUUCACAAACAUUCAAAUACAAAUAAUGUAAAAGCAGCUCGAGAGUGACUGAGAGAAAAUAGCUACCUGACACUGGGGUAAAACAGUCAGAUAGUGAUAGGUCACACUCCCCAAGUUAUUGUGGUGUAUGUGAAUGAGUGCAUGUGUCUGUCUAACAGAAAUUGCCUGAACAUCACUCACCUCUGGACUGACUCAAAAGAUGCUUUUACACUUUCAAUUUGUUAAUUGUUUUUCAUCCACGACCAGGAAAACACAAAUAGAAAUGAAUAAGUAAUUUGUCCAACUCUGGCAGUGCUUGUUCAGAUGGAGCUGAAGCUAUUGCAACAUAAACCAAUCAUGAGCAACACAACAGAUCAGCUAACACCGUACUAUAACCAGCACAGGCACAUAUGCUGUAUAUUAACUAUUGGAUGCAUGCUGUAACCAUGUAUGACAAGUAGCUCUGUUUGAGGCAUGCUUCAUGGUUAGAUGAAUGUGUUAACAGCACGUGAAUGAUGAUGUUCAUUUUCUAGGCUUAUGUAUACGAAACAGAAUAAUGCAGCAGAAUGCUCCCUUACCUGCUCUUUUGCUAUGCUCCUGUAUUUGUCCCUACAGUCAAGCAUUUAGCUAGCUCCCUUCUUGAAGGAUAUUACUGAGCUGGUGGGUACAGAUUAUCAGGCAGUACAUUCUAACCAUUCUGUAAAAUGAUUAAGCUGCUUUUGGUUUCUCUGUUAAUCAUCUUCAUUCUGAGCCCACCAGUUACCCAAUGUCCUGCAGGUAGAUUUAGUUUAUUGACUUGAUCAAAACUCUUGCUUAUUUUAAGCAAAUCUCCUUCAAAUCUUCUCUGCUCUGAAAAUCAGUGUUCUCCAAUUUCUUCCAGUCUCACUCCUGGAACUAAGCUAAGCUGGUUAAUCUCUUUUAAAAGACUUCCAAAGCUCUCACAGCUGUUCCUGAAAUAUGGCAAGAAGUCUGUGCAAUGAUUUAGUAUUGCUCUAAGUGUAUGCGCGACACUGUGCUUGCUUAUAAUGUUGACUCACCUAAUUGCAGUGUUUUGAACUUUUUCAACUUUUAUUUAAAAGACAUUGGAGAUGUUUUGUCACAAAAUAAAUCACUAAUAAACACAAAACCAAACUAUUAUUCUGUUCAGA
Molecule: messenger RNA, 1946 nt
Organism: Stegostoma tigrinum
Lineage: Eukaryota; Metazoa; Chordata; Chondrichthyes; Orectolobiformes; Stegostomatidae
Product: phenylethanolamine N-methyltransferase
Exons: 3
Coding region: 1-789 (262 amino acids)
Cellular component (GO): cytosol
Molecular function (GO): phenylethanolamine N-methyltransferase activity
Source: RefSeq, a predicted model, not a curated record